AUGAGACAUGUGAUUCAGCCUUUGAUUUCCUACAGUUUGAACGCAAGCUUGGAUUUUGCCACUCAUGCACAGAUGGCCUUCGGCGAUCUUGAACAUUUUGAGGAAAUUAUGGAUAUUCGUCUGCAAAACUUCUGUCAUCACUGUUGCACCGCCAGCCUUAUCAAACUUCCCAUCCACCUAUGUUCUCUCCUGUGUUCAUCAUCCGGUGAUUCAAAUCUGAAGCUCUCCCAACCCGAUCCAAUUUCCCUUCAGGUCAUCCUUUUUUCUGACGCUUCUGCUGACACUGCUACUCUUGGUCUUUAUCAUGAAGAUGAUACCGACGCCAAUUCUUUGGUUCACUUUAUCCUGUCGCAACUUUCAUACUAUCUUUGUUCGGAUUCCCCCGUCAUUCAUAGUAAUAUACCUUCUGUCCAAUCUGCCAAUUCUCUGGUCGAUCAUCGAUUGACUAUAUGGCUCAGUCUGGUUCGAUUACUGCCCGUCUUUUGGACCGAAGCUUCCUGGGGCUCAGAUUCGGUUAGUGCAUGA
Protopolystoma xenopodis is the source of this 525-nucleotide messenger RNA. Lineage: Eukaryota; Metazoa; Platyhelminthes; Monogenea; Polystomatidea; Polystomatidae. The record is from the annotation of a GenBank genome assembly.